Messenger RNA from Colletotrichum siamense, 1071 nucleotides. RefSeq names its product Tyrosinase family protein asqI (gene asqI-1). The record is from RefSeq and is a predicted model, not a curated record. The transcript is spliced from 2 exons. The coding region runs from base 1 to 1071 and encodes 356 amino acids. Lineage: Eukaryota; Fungi; Ascomycota; Sordariomycetes; Glomerellales; Glomerellaceae.
AUGAAAACCAGUGCACUGUGUCUUUCGAUGCUGAGCGGACUGGCCCUUGCCUCCAUACAGCCUCAAACAUAUGUAAUACCUACGGGGCAGUUCAAUGGUACUACAGCAGCAGACAGCAUUAUUGGCCUUUCAGCAUUUGAUGGACCUCACAUCGCGGUCAACAAUGGGUCGGCUUACCAGUGGUGGUAUUUUGACGCCGUGUCUCAUAACGCAGAUGCCCUCCUCGUCGCGCAGUUCUAUCCGGGGUGGUUUCCCGAGUCGAGCGCAGUCCUACUCCAGAUUCUUUGGCCUAACGGAACUUUAUUUCCUUUCACCCCCAUUCCUGUUGGAGACCUUCAGCUGAGCACUGUCGGUGAUGGGUCGCAAGGCGUUGUGGAUGAUGGAGCGAUGACUUGGUUUGGAUCUUCUGACCUGGGAGUCUAUCAUCUCACGCUAGACCUGCCACAACUUGGUAUAUCGGGAAAGAUCACCAUGCGCUCCCGUGCUCCCGCUCACGUCGCAUGUGGGCUCAACACUCCUGGAGGUUCCUUCAACUUCGCCCCAUAUCUCUCCUGGGCCAACACCAUCCCAGAUUCAGACGCCACCGUCAACUUAACCAUCAACGGAACUGAUCUCUCUUUCUCUGGCUCUGGAUAUCAUUAUCAGAACUGGGGCACAGCAGGUUUCCAGAAUAACCUGCACCAAUGGUACUGGGGCCAUUCGAACGUCGGCAGAUACUCAUUGGUAUUCUUCUAUCAUCUUGAUGAGUCGUUGAAUGUGACAUCCAGCGUUUAUCUCGCUGAAGAUGGAAAGCCAGUCAUUUCUGCCUGUUCGGCUGUCAAAGUUAGUCCCCAGGGACCUGGGACUGCAGUCCCACUGGAACCCGGAUCAGCCGUGGAAAGCUGGGAGAUUGAAAUCGACAGUCAGCUUGAUGGUAAAUACGAAUUUUCUAUGGAGAAACUCACUUCGACAACUCCUGGUGAGAGAGUGUACUCACGAUGGAUCGGGCUCACCACUGGAGGACGGGUUGGAGACGCCAAUUCGACGGGUGCUGGAGUUAUUGAAAUGAUGAACAACCCAGCCAUACUGUGA